AUGGGUAGACGUCCGGCGCGGUGCUACCGCUACAUCAAGAACAAGCCAUAUCCGAAAUCGAGAUUCUGUAGAGGAGUCCCAGACGCCAAGAUCAGAAUUUUCGAUUUGGGAAAGAAGAAGGCUAAUGUCGAUGAGUUCCCAGCAUGCGUGCACAUGAUGUCGAACGAACGUGAGCAUCUUUCCUCAGAAGCUCUUGAAGCUGCUCGUAUUUGCUCCAACAAAUACAUGGUUAAGAACUGCGGAAAGGACGGUUUCCAUCUCCGUGUUCGUAAACAUCCAUUCCACGUUACCCGUAUCAACAAAAUGCUUUCAUGUGCCGGCGCUGAUCGUCUUCAGACUGGAAUGCGUGGAGCUUAUGGAAAACCACAAGGAUUGGUUGCCCGUGUUGAUAUUGGUGACAUUCUUUUCUCCAUGAGAGUGAAAGAAGCCAAUGUGAAGCACGCUAUCGAGUCAUUCCGUCGUGCUAAGUUCAAGUUCCCAGGACGUCAAAUCAUUGUUGUUUCCCGCAAGUGGGGAUUCACCCGAUGGGACAAGGAGGAUUACGAGCGCAUGCGCGCCGAAGGAAGACUCCGAUCCGAUGGUGUUGGAGUUCAGCUCCAGCGUGAGCAUGGACCACUCACUAAAUGGAUUGACAACCCAAUCUAA
Messenger RNA from Caenorhabditis bovis, 645 nucleotides. NCBI's taxonomy places the organism in Eukaryota, Metazoa, Nematoda, Chromadorea, Rhabditida, Rhabditidae. The record is from the annotation of a GenBank genome assembly.